Porites lobata is the source of this 309-nucleotide messenger RNA. Lineage: Eukaryota; Metazoa; Cnidaria; Anthozoa; Scleractinia; Poritidae. The record is from the annotation of a GenBank genome assembly.
GACAAUAUCGCUAACACCUUCCAAAGCUUGAAAUUAAAAUCAAAAGUAAUUGACCUGCUUGACAACCAGUCCCUCACUAUACGGACUGUCUCUGAAGUGAUUGACCUUAAGGUUGCAAGUUUUCUUACGGUACAGUGUAUGGGCCCCUUUACAUCAAACACUGUUACCCAUGGUAACCCCCAAGUCACAAUUUAUUCAGACGCAUCCCUUACCGGUUGGGGAGGGGUUGUUAACUCCACAUCAACUCAUGGGGAGCAGUGGUCUGAGGAUGAAUCCAAAAACCACAUCAAUUACCUUGAGAUCCUGGCA